Molecule: messenger RNA, 1548 nt
Organism: Guillardia theta CCMP2712
Lineage: Eukaryota; Cryptophyceae; Pyrenomonadales; Geminigeraceae
Exons: 1
Coding region: 1-1548 (515 amino acids)
Source: RefSeq, a predicted model, not a curated record
AUGAGGACGCAGCUGCUGGCUGUGACUGCGUUGCUCGCUUGCGGGGUCAUCGCAUUGAUAACGACGCGAACCGAGAGCUUAAAGGCCCUCUACGACCUUGCCCUUCUACCUGCGGCAUGGCAAGCGAAGCAGCUGACCUUGGCUGAGCACUUGGUAGGUGUGACGGGAGAUACAGCAACACCGAAGGCGUCUCCGAGUAAGAUGAGACACAAACCACUGAAAGAUCGGGAGAUCGUGUCAUCCGUGGAACAGCAUGGCAAGGGUGUUGACUUGAUGGGAGGACUGAGGGACUCCAUGAAACCCGGGGCUCCCGAUGAAGGCAACAGCUCCGGCAAGAGGCCCCUCUCUGCUCUGAGUUCACAACCAGUCCCCUCUCAUGAAAAUUCGACCUCCCCGACUAUUUCCAACUCUGAGAACAUCUCGAACCCUCAAAAUGUUUCAUACUCUGAGAAGAUUGCAACCUCCCAAAUUUCUGCGAGCUCCGAGAAUAUUUCAGACUAUCGUGACAUCCCACACUCUCAGAACGUGUCAGAAUCUCGAAAUAUUUCACACUUUAAGAAUGCUUCACUUUCCCUCUUCAACGCCUCGAACGGCACCAGACCAACACUCGAUGGUAUGCGACGUAAUGAUUCGAGGAGUGCAAAAGCAAGAAGGAUGCGAACGAGGCAGAAGAAACGCUCAAUUCCGCAUAUCUUCUUUCACAUCUUUAACAAUGUGUUACACUCUGGUGAAUACAUUUGGAGUUCAAUGUUUGCAUCUUUCUUGAAGGGAAAUACGGUAUUCUUGCUCACAGAUUCUCAAACUGCUCGAUCUCAUCAAAGACAUCAAUAUGUGCAUUUCGUGGACAUGAAUGCAAUCAUGGACGCUGAGCCGAAGGUGAAAUCAAAGUUGGAAGAAUUUCGAGGGGUCUACAAGCCCUGGGGCAGCUCGGAGCCGUAUGAGCGUCAGAACAGCGAAAGGUUCUUCUUCAUGUACGCCCUGAUGCUGCAGCGAGACUGGACCGACGUCUUCUACACGGACUCUGAUGUGCUCCUGCUGACCCGCCUCAACGACCUCAAGAUCUACCGCCACUGCGACUCUGCUCUCAGCCUGCCGGCCACUCCCUUCCACAAGAACUUUUCAACCUUGGACUGGGUGGCCUGGGCAGGAACGGGCUUGCUUUCGCGCCCAAUCCUUUAUGAUUACAUGAACUUUGCGAUCACGAUCUACAAGUACCCAAAGGGGGUUGAGCUCCUGACCAUGAAAAAAGAGAAAGCUCCCUACGUAUGCGACAUGACUCUGUGGUACCUCUACGUCAGUCAGGCUGACCGCAAGCUGGGGAGAGAGUGGGGGGUCCCGUCGCUGGACUGUUGGAAGUCAGACGAGCACCAGGCUAGGAGACUUUGUGACAUCAAGGAGUACGGGUUCGAUCACCGGCAUGGGCAUCGGGAAGCUGGAUUUCGUUUCAAGGCGUUUCCAGCUCUGCGAGCACAACAACUGAGACGAUCUCAAGGAGGAGAGCAGGAGUGGAGUGACCUGAAGAGCAUCCACUUCCAGGGGGGUAAGUAA